Molecule: messenger RNA, 2968 nt
Organism: Pecten maximus
Lineage: Eukaryota; Metazoa; Mollusca; Bivalvia; Pectinida; Pectinidae
Exons: 2
Coding region: 103-2049 (648 amino acids)
Source: RefSeq, a predicted model, not a curated record
UGUGACGAACAGGAUACGUACUGGAUAUAUAACUAGCCUGGUAAGCCUACCUUGCCAUUCCGAGCUCAACUGAUCGCGCUCACAUCACAACCACUCACAGAAAUGGCUGAGAACAUGUGUACUAUUGGUAUAGGGAAAUUGAGGAAAGUGGCACUGGCCUACCUCCAGGAUGUUCUACAGAAUGUCUACAAUGUAAGGGUAAAAAUCGAUAGUCAGACCGAGCCCUUCCGGUCCGAGAGAGAACUUCCGGUUAGAACGGCAGUGGACUUCAGCACCGUUAAAGACCAUGUGUGUGAGAGACUAAAACACAUCUCCCCUGGACAGGAUAAGUGCCAGGGUCCAUUCUGGGACAUAUGCGAAAGCAUGAUAGAAACAAAGAAAGUCAGAUGCAUUAUGUCCGACGUGGAGAAGGCAGGAAAAGAGGCAACCAAGGUGAUAGAAUCCUGGGGGGUAGAAAACGAGUUAUACGUGGGCAUGAUUCCGACCCCUCGGGAUAUGUCCCUAUUUGAGGCGACUAUUGACGAUGACAACAACAGAGUCCACCUUCACUGGGACAAGGAGACGCUGCCAAAAGAUUACAUGGCUUCUGUAACUAGGAUGGCACAGAUACUUCGUGAUCAGAAGCGACAACCUACUCCCGUAGAAUACUUCGCCUUCCAGUUGGCGUACUACAACCUGUCCCAUGGAUACCAGGGGCACCACCAAAACGCGCGAGGGUUGGGCACCCCAGGGUUCCGCCCUUCUUCACAGACCUACAUGUCCCUCACCGACCCUGGAGAGGGCCAUGUGUUAGGAACCACCCGAUUUAAUGAAUGGAUGGAAGGUUCAAUUGUCCACGUCGAACAUUUGGAGCGUCCUCGAAAUCUACCGCGGCAGAACAUCGAGUCGUAUCGAAUUCCGUCAAUGCUCGAUUUCUCCAAAGUAAGAUUACACGUUGGUUCCAGUGCUCCAACUACAUACUUUGUUGGACGAAGAGUGAAAGAUUCCGGGAACUUUGAAGAGGAUUUCUUGAAGCUAGUCAAUAUAACUGCAGCGUCUGCCACGGCAGCGUUUUUACAGGGAGCAGCAGAGUGUAAGGUCUCUAUGGAGGGACUGAGCACGUCACAGGCCGUGCGAUAUAUGCAGUCACUCAGGGGACAGGUUCAGAGAAACAGGAAACAGUUCUUGUCAGCCGCCUGGAACCUUAACCAAAUCGUUACAGAUGACUACGAGCAGUCUCCGCCCUGCAAACUGAAUGAGAGAAUGGCUAUAGCUUCAAGAGCUAUCGAGAUUACGUCCAUUGGUGGUUUUGAUAAGAUCACCUGGGACGGCGCUAGCGACACCUACCCUUCCAAAUGCAUCAUGUACCAGUUGACAUUUGAGGAGGCUCUGACAAUUGUCCAUGAGGCCCACAUCAGGGGACUUGUCACCUAUUUUUCUGCCGGGUUUAAAUUCAACGAAAUCAAACAUGCUGUGUAUGCUGGUGUGGACGGUAUCGGCAUCGGUGGGGCCCAGGUACUCAGGUUCAUGGACGGACAGACAGGAAUGCAUGGCCCCUACACAGAAGAAAACAUCCCAAAGAUUCUUGAAAGUCGAAACGACGCUGCAAACACCACACGCGGACGAGGUGUUAAGCUCCUAGCCCGACUAGACACAAUGUACUUCGAAGGAUCCAUCACCAAGGAAUAUGACGCCCUCCGGGAACAACUCUUCACUGCUCUCAAAUCUAUCGACGAAACUCGCAUCGCAGAACUGCUGGAUCAACUUAAAGAAGUCGUCAAUAUGUCAGAGGAAGGAAAUUCGCCUCUUAUUGGAAGAGCAAGGCGUCUUGUGAAUAGCACUGACCCGUUAUUGAAGAUUCACACAGAAUCUGAAGAGGAAUGGACGGCCCUGAAAAAACUCCUCACCAGCCUGAUCAUUGCUAAGGACGAAGAGUCCAUCGCAGAGGAGUACGAAAGUGAUCCUUGGCUCGUCAUGCGCAAGGGGUACCGGAAGAAGCAAUGGGAAGACAACCGAUGUAUUACACGUCAGACCUCGUUUGAUGUGACAUGCAAAUCGUUUCACUAUUAAAUCAGUAAUCAAGGGUGAAAUGUGAAAGAUUAUUACUGAAAUAUUUUUUGAAGAAAAAAAAGAGAGAAACAAACAAACAAACAAACUAUUUUGGUGUUUUACAAUAUAAGACUUUACUGUACAAAAACUGUCCAUAUGUUUUGAUCUCAUCUUUAGACAUUGUUGAUACCUAGCAUCACUUGUUUCGCAAUAUCCUCUCAAGUACUGAUGUGGCGUUAACUGCAGCCCAGCUAUCAAACGUAUUUUGCUGUGAAGUAUAGGAAAUGUCAUUAAGCUUACCUGUGUCUUUUAUGUCGCUACAUUUGUCAUUUUGUACAUUAUCCGAGUGAUCUUACUUAUUACCACGUGACGGUACACUUGUCAAUGUUGAUCACGAGAUCAGGACCUGUGUUUUUACCAAAUGAUUGAAGUUGUGUCUUAAUAUUUGUGUUAAUUAUACAAUUUAGCAUAUUCCAUUUCAUAUCAAUGUAAUAUGAAAUAAGAUUCUGUUUGAAAUCCAACUAAUGAUAAUUAUUUUAAAAUACCUAUACAACCAAAUCCGGUUGCAUUCAUAUGUUUAUCGAAUUUCAAUAUAUUUCUCGUAAAUAGGUUUCGGUAUACUCAAGAGACUAAUAUAUAAUAUUGUACUAGAGGAUAUUUAUAGUAAAUUAGAGUUGAAAGUGUUAUAUGUGAGAACGUGGAUGUGGUGCAGUGGUAUAAGCUGCGAGUAUUUCUGGUUAGGCGAUUAGGUGCCUUAAAUCGUGAAUUCGAAACCCAGUCAGUGCAUAAUCGAGUCAUAACAUUGUCUACCUUCGUCAUUUGUGUUGCUAUAUUUUUAUAUGUAAGCAGUUGUUUAUGAUUUAUCUUUCAUUUAUGAUAUUGAUAUAUUUUUAUGUUUUUCCAUUGACAUGUUUUGUUAUUAAAUUGAUAUAUUCUAAAA